Molecule: messenger RNA, 3967 nt
Organism: Hylaeus volcanicus
Lineage: Eukaryota; Metazoa; Arthropoda; Insecta; Hymenoptera; Colletidae
Gene: Nep2
Product: neprilysin-2
Exons: 10
Coding region: 536-2866 (776 amino acids)
Biological process (GO): protein processing
Cellular component (GO): plasma membrane
Molecular function (GO): metalloendopeptidase activity
Source: RefSeq, a predicted model, not a curated record
GCAUUCGGUUGCACCGUGCGUCGCGGAUGGUCCCCCGCGGUUGAACGUUCCGCGGUCGGAAGCCGCUGAUUUUCGGCGGAUCGGCCGCGCGCGAACGUUUUGACGCGACUGCGGAAAAACGACGAGAGGAGAGAGCAAACGAAAAGGCGCCGCGACGGAAUGGGAACGAGAAAGAGAGGGCGACAGCGGUAGGGAGAGGGCGUUUAAAUACGAGGAGAGACGCGCGUGCUCCUUCAGUCCGGCGCUAACAGUCCAAACCGAUUCACAUCCGGACCCCGGUGGAGAGGAAACGAGUCCUGUCCGCCCUCCUAGGACGAAUCUCGACCCAGAAAACCCUCCACGAUAUAUCGAUACCGUUUCCCUUUUCGACCACGGAACGAACGUGCGAAUCCGUGUCCGUUUCGUAACGAGGGGAAAUUGUUAGUGGCGCGAGGGGCUGUUUCGAACGGACGAUAGUGUACCGUGGUAAUGUGUCAGUGAUAAAGUUUUCGGGAUCGAGACGAAGUGCGUAAGAAUCGGAGGGAAGGGAUCGAGGAUGACGAACAGCAUGAAGCAAACUGUCAUCAAAAAUCCAACAUGGUGGAAGAGGCGGUCGGCGUUGGAACGCGGACUAACCGUGAUCGCGGUUUCCGGGGUCCUUUUGUGCAUUGCGUUAGCUGUCGCACUAGGAGUUUUAGCAGCAAACACGGCGUCCUGCAACGCCUCGACGACGAACGAUCCUGUUAACACCGAGGGCUUGCCGUCGACGGCUGACGCUCUUAACGGAUAUCAGAACACAAAAGGCAUUCAAAUUGUAGACAGAGGGCCAAACUGCGAAGAAGACGUCUGCUACACGGAGGAGUGCGUUCACACGGCAUCCGGGAUACUGAAGAACAUGGACAACCACGUGGAGCCAUGCGACGAUUUCUACGAUUUCGCUUGCGGCGGCUUCCUGAAGACCACCCACAUCCCGGACGACAAAACCAGCGUGAACACGUUCACGGAGAUCAGCGACAAGCUGCAGAAUCAACUCAGGACCAGCAUCGAGGAGAAGAGCGAGCCCAACGAGCCUAAACACUUCAGGCUCGCGAAGAAUUUGUACAAGGCUUGCAUGAACAAAACGGUCAUCGAGCAGCAAGGUUUGGAUCCUCUACUGAAAAUUUUGAGUAAACUAGGCGGUUGGCCGGUACUGGACGGCGACAACUGGAACGAGAACGACUUCAAUUGGAAGGAAUCGGUAUACAAGUUCCGCAAGAUGGGUUACUCGGUCGAUUACUACAUCGACUUCAGCAUCGGCGUUGAUUUGAAGAACAGCACGCAACGGAUAAUCGACCUCGACCAAGCAUCUCUUGGCCUCUCGCGCGAAUAUUUGUCGAAGGGCUUCGACGACAAGAUCGUGCAAGCGUAUUACAACUACAUGGUCGAUAUCGCGGCGAUUCUCGGAGCUGACAAAGCUAAAGCGAAAAUGGAAUUAAAAGAGUCCCUGGUAUUCGAAAUGGAACUUGCCAAUAUUUCCUUGCCUAACGAGAAGCGUCGCAACGCCACUCUCCUCUACAACCCCAUGACGGUGCGGGAAUUGUCCAAGACGUAUCCCAGCAUACCUUGGAAGGAAUACUUCAACACCAUUCUGGCGCCGAGCGUCCAGGUCGACGACGACGAGGUCGUGAUCAUCAGCGUUCCCAGUUACAUUUCGAGCUUGGAGAAGCUGUUGGCCACCACCCCUAAAAGGGUGCAGGCUAACUACGUGAUGUGGCGUGCGGCUGCUUCGUCUGUGAGCUACCUAACCGAGGGCAUUCGAAAAAGACAGCUACAGUAUUCCACUGCUCUGAGCGGGAAAACGGAAAGGGAGCCCAGGUGGAAGGAAUGCAUCGACACGGUGUCCGGUAGCCUCUCCAUCAGCGUCGGUGCCCUUUACGUCAGGAAGUACUUCAAGGAGGACGCCAAGAAGAACGCUGUGGAGAUGGUGGCUGAUAUCAGAGAGGAAUUUACGAAGAUAUUGAAAACGGUCGACUGGAUGGACGAAGACACGAGGAAGAGCGCCCUGAGCAAAGCUGCUUCCAUGGCCAGCCACAUCGCUUACCCAGACGAAUUGCUGGACGACAAUAAACUGGAAGAUUUCUACAAAAACCUAGAACUAACGACCGACAAUUACCUAGAAGGUAUCCUGAACCUGACUCUCUUCGGAGUGGAAUAUUCCUUCAGCAAAUUACGCAAACCCGUGAACAAGAGCGAUUGGAUCACCCACGGAAGACCGGCGAUCGUCAACGCGUUUUACUCCUCCAUUGAAAACAGUAUUCAAUUCCCAGCAGGCAUUCUACAAGGAGCCUUCUUCAGCAACGAUCGACCAAGGUACAUGAACUACGGUGCUAUUGGUUUCGUCAUUGGCCACGAAAUAACGCAUGGCUUCGACGACCAGGGCCGACAAUUCGAUCAAAACGGAAACCUCGUCGACUGGUGGGCGCCCCAAACCAAGGAGAACUAUCUGGAAAGGGCAGAAUGUAUUAUUCAUCAGUACGGGAAUUACACCGUCGAAGAUGUUGGCUUGAACCUGAACGGUAUAAAUACCCAAGGCGAGAACAUCGCCGACAACGGUGGAAUAAAGGAAGCCUACCUAGCGUACAAAGAAUGGGUCAGGCGAAAUGGUCCAGAGUCGAGACUGCCAGGACUCAAAUAUACACCUGAACAAUUGUUCUGGAUAAGCGCCGCGAACACCUGGUGCAGCAAGUACAGGCCAGAGGCGAUGAAGCUCCGCAUCACCACUGGCUUUCACAGUCCCGGCAAGUUCCGCGUUCUGGGACCGCUCUCCAACAUGGAGGAGUUCUCCAAGGAUUUCAAUUGCCCUGUAGGCUCGAAGAUGAAUCCAGAGAAGAAGUGCGCCGUCUGGUAAACGAGACCGUUGACUAUACCAAGCGGUAACACAGACGUUGGUCGUACUUGUUCUUCGACGAAAGAGCAUACUCGUUUACUCGUGGUCGAAGAAGUAUUCAGCUGUUCCUGCUGGAUACCACCACUCUGAGAUUCGAUCUAGGCUGUCGCGUGAAUUUCGAUGGGUCCACGUAGACCUCGAUUGAAUCUACUCGAAUAGGGUAACAAGUGACGGUGUUUGAUCGGUGGAACUGACGGGAUUCGAUAUUUAAGGCACGAUCGUGCUUUGAUCUCUGAGAACGACCGAAAGGGGGAUCGUCUUUGCGAACAACUCGAAUCGCACGGCAUCUACUAACAUUGUUUGCUAAUAGAAUAAGUCUUUUUAUAAGAGAAUGUUAAGAGUUCGACGAGUAUUGUAAAUACAGACGUGGAGACAGCGAGACCGAGGAUGGCGCGUCAUGACAAUUUGAAAUUUUUGUAAAAUUGAGUUUAGGUAAUUGCGAGAUCAAGUUGGGUUCGAUCGUCGUAAAGAGGAACACGUUAAACUGUGAUGAUUUUAUAGGAAUCGACAAUAAAUAGCGGAAACGGUCUUUCGGUUGAAACUAUACGAGUUGGCGCGCGCGCAAAUAUUAAUGAGAAUACUAUUACUGUUAAUUAUGUUUUCAAACAGCAUUGUUUUACCGACGUAAGAAGUUAAUGUACGUGUUUAUUUCUCUUUUUUUUUUUAUUUUUUUUUUUAUUUUUUUUUGCUAUUUGUAUAAUAUAUUCGUUAGGCUCCGUUGAGCAGCGUGAGGUUGUUGAUUAGAGUUACCAUUUCGAAGUACUUUAGGUGAUGUAGUAUUAAUCAUAGCUUUUAACGUACAGGUAACGAACAACAUCUGUGGUUACUUUUCUAUCGUUUUAAUUUCAGAUAUACGUGCCACGUGAGAACUUCUUUGUAUCGUCAUUUCUUUUGUUCUCAUUUUCGCUUAUGGCAAUUGUGUCGCACGGGAUCUAACGUAGAGCCCCGCGAUACUCGUAUUUCUUGCAAUACUGUAUUACAUUAAGUUUAAACAGAUGAAUGUAUUUAGUGUAUUUGUUGAGUAUAAAGUUUUAAUAUAAAACCAUUGAAAUAGAAAGUUUA